AGACGCGCAGGCAGCUAUCGCGCGCGCGAGAGAGCAAGGAGCCCGGCGACCGGCGACGAUGUGGAGCUCCGACUCCGACCGCGACGACUCCGCAUCGACCACGACCACGGCGGCUUCCUCGGUAUCCCCCUCCUCCUCCCUGCUGCAGCCGCAGACGCCGCCGCCCCCUCGCCGCCGACGCAGCCGCAACCUCCGCCGACGCAGCCGCCGGAGCAAGAACGGCCCGGAGGGGGCGGAUUCGGAGGAUGAGGCCCCGGCGGACGCGGAGGGGGCGUGGUGCGGCGCGCAGUGGGAGGCGGCGUGGCCGCGGAGGGCGGCGCGGCCGGUGGUGCUCGCCGGGGAGGACGCGUCCCCGGACGGCACCGCGGCAGGCGCCGGAGAUCUCGGCGUGGGGCGGGCCAGGAGCCUCACGGACGACGACCUGGAGGAGCUCAAGGGGUGCGUGGAUCUGGGGUUCGGCUUCAGCUACAACGAGAUCCCCGAGCUCUGCGGCACGCUGCCCGCGCUCGAGCUAUGCUACUCCAUGAGCCAGCGGUUCUUGGACGAGCACCACUCGCCGUCCAAGGCCGACCAGGUGGCUCCCGAGCCUCCGGCGGCCGUGCCUGCCUCGCCGGUGCAGUCCAUCCCCAACUGGAAGAUCUCCUGCCCUGGGGACAGCCCAGAUGAGGUGAAGGCGAGGCUCAAGUACUGGGCGCAGGCGGUGGCGUGCACCGUCAAGCUCUGCAGCUAAUCAAUACCAUCGCCAAUCUUGCAAACGCAGGAAGACGAAGCCAACUCAUUCU
This is a messenger RNA of Lolium rigidum, 782 nucleotides long. RefSeq lists its product as uncharacterized. The transcript is spliced from 2 exons. The coding region runs from base 59 to 730 and encodes 223 amino acids. Lineage: Eukaryota; Viridiplantae; Streptophyta; Magnoliopsida; Poales; Poaceae. The record is from RefSeq and is a predicted model, not a curated record.